Molecule: messenger RNA, 876 nt
Organism: Mus musculus (house mouse)
Lineage: Eukaryota; Metazoa; Chordata; Mammalia; Rodentia; Muridae
Gene: Sbpl
Product: spermine binding protein-like
Exons: 4
Coding region: 18-716 (232 amino acids)
Molecular function (GO): carbohydrate binding
Source: RefSeq, marked validated
ACACAGCCCAGAGCUUCAUGAAGUCUUGGCACCUCCCUCUGGGUCCUGAACCCUCAGGAGCCAUGCUGCUGUUGCUGACUUUGGCUCUCCUGGCCAGUCCCACCUGCAGAGCCCAGAAUGUCCUGGGGAAUGCUGCUGGCAAGUAUUUCUACGUUCAAGGUGAAGAUCAGGGGCAACUCAAGGGCAUGCGGAUCUUCUUAAGUGUUUUCAAGUUCAUCAAGGGCUUCCAGCUGCAGUUUGGCAAUAACUGGACUGAUGUCUAUGGAUCCCGGUCAGAUAACUUUAUAGACUUCCUUCUGGAGGACGGAGAGCACGUGAUAAAGGUAGAGGGCAGUGCAGUGAUCUGCCUGACUUCCCUGACCUUCACUACAAACAAGGGGCGUGUGGCCACCUUUGGUGUUAGAAGGGGUCGCUACUUCAGUGACACUGGAGGUUCAGACAAGCAUCUAGUGACUGUCAAUGGAAUGCAUGCACCGGGCCUCUGCGUCACAGGGAUGGGCUUCAAAUGGGAAGAUAAUGCAAAGGACUUGGGGUCCCCAGAGCCUGUGAAAGAGCCAAAGGACAGCUCUGACAGUUCCAACAAGAAGGAAGAUGAAGGCAGAGGCAAGGAUGAUGAUGACAAUGAUGAAGAUGAGGAUGACAAUGAUGAAGAUGAGAAUAAUUAUGGCAACGAUGAUGAUGACGAUGAUAAUGAUGACCAGAAAGAUGAAAGCUGAGUAGCAUGCUCAGAGCUCAGUCCUGCAUCUCCACAUGGCAGCGCCUCCUCUCAGCCAAGCUCUCCCACUGGAGGAAGUAAUAUACCAGGAGACUCCAGGCUGGGGGGAGCAAAGCCCAAAUGCCUUUAUCUCUGUCUAAUAAACUAUGUGCAUCUAUGUG